GAGGUGCCCCAAGAGCACUUGAGCUCCCUGAGGAAAGGGCGUGAGGAAGCCAAAGCUGAGAGGGAGAGACAGAGCGAGGACUUGCUGAAACAAACAGAAGUGGAGAGGCAGAAGAUAGUGGCCGCGUGCAAGGAGCUCCGGGGCUUCCUGGAGGAGAAGGAGCAGCUCCUGUUAUCCCGCCUGGAAGACCUGGACAAAGACAUCCUCAGGAGGAGGGAGGAGAGCGUGUCCCGGCUCUCCGAGGAGAUCGCCCAGCUCGACAAGCUGCUGGCUGAGCAGGGGGCAGAGCACAGCCCAGGCAGCCAGCCCGGGCAGGUGAGCUCCAUGGGAUGCAUCUUUGAGAGCUGGAUGUUCUGCAAGCCCGAGGCUGGUUUCACAGAGCUGGAGAAGAAGCUCAAGAGCUUCUCCCAGAAGAGUGCAGUGCUGAAGGAGGUCCUGCUGGAGUUCAAGGAGAACCUCAGGUUCGAGCUGGAGAAUGACACAGGUGAUCUCUCUCUGGACCCAGACACGGCCAACCCUUACCUGGUGCUCUCGGAGGACAAGAGGAGCGUGAGGCUCCGGAGCGCGCCCCAGGAGCUGCCAGCAAAUCCCAAGAGAUUCGAUUAUUCCUUCUGUGUGCUGGCAGCUGAGGGGUUCGUGGCUGGGAGGCACUACUGGGAGGUGGAGGUGGGAGACGGAGAGAGCUGGGUGCUGGGGGCAGCGCGCGAGUCCGUGAGGAGGAAGGAGAAGAUCGACUUUGCUCCCGAGGAGGGGAUCUGGGCGGUGGGAUUGAACUGGAAAGGGAAGAACUGGGAUCAGUACCAGGCGUUCACCUCCCCAGAGACGCCCCUGUCCCUGUGUGAGAGGCCCAGGAAGAUCGGGGUGUACCUGGACUAUGAGGGGGGGUGGGUGGCGUUCUACAACGCCGACAACAUGGCUCCGAUCUUCACCUUCACCGCUGCGUUCACCGAGAAGAUCUUCCCCUUCUUCUGGCUCUUCUAUGUGGGCUCCUCCCUCUCCCUCUGCAACUGA
Molecule: messenger RNA, 1011 nt
Organism: Nestor notabilis (Kea)
Lineage: Eukaryota; Metazoa; Chordata; Aves; Psittaciformes; Psittacidae
Product: tripartite motif-containing protein 7-like
Exons: 5
Molecular function (GO): protein binding
Source: RefSeq, a predicted model, not a curated record